Lepus europaeus (European hare) is the source of this 2365-nucleotide messenger RNA. RefSeq names its product G protein subunit alpha i3 (gene GNAI3). Gene Ontology annotation, biological process: adenylate cyclase-modulating G protein-coupled receptor signaling pathway. Bases 112 to 1176 code for a protein of 354 amino acids. Lineage: Eukaryota; Metazoa; Chordata; Mammalia; Lagomorpha; Leporidae. The record is from RefSeq and is a predicted model, not a curated record. Gene Ontology annotation, molecular function: G-protein beta/gamma-subunit complex binding; G protein-coupled receptor binding; GTPase activity. Gene Ontology annotation, cellular component: heterotrimeric G-protein complex. The transcript is spliced from 9 exons.
CGCUGACGGAGAGGGCCGCCGCCCAGCCGUAGACGCUGCCUCAGCCGGCCGAGCCGCAGUUACUGCGGUGUGUGACUGAGCCCGGGCCCAGCCGCCUGUCCCGCCGCCGCCAUGGGCUGCACGUUGAGCGCCGAAGACAAGGCGGCGGUGGAGCGGAGCAAGAUGAUCGACCGCAACUUGCGGGAGGACGGAGAGAAAGCGGCCAAAGAAGUGAAGCUGCUGCUCCUCGGUGCUGGGGAAUCUGGUAAAAGCACUAUCGUGAAACAGAUGAAAAUCAUUCAUGAGGAUGGCUAUUCAGAGGAAGAAUGUAAACAAUAUAAAGUAGUUGUCUACAGCAAUACUAUACAGUCCAUCAUUGCAAUCAUAAGAGCCAUGGGACGGCUUAAGAUUGACUUUGGGGAAGCAGCCAGAGCAGAUGAUGCCCGGCAAUUAUUUGUUUUAGCUGGCAGUGCUGAAGAAGGAGUGAUGACUCCAGAAUUAGCAGGAGUGAUUAAACGGUUAUGGCGAGAUGGUGGGGUGCAAGCUUGCUUCAGCAGAUCCAGGGAAUAUCAGCUCAAUGAUUCUGCUUCAUAUUACCUAAAUGAUUUGGAUAGAAUAUCCCAAACCAACUACAUUCCAACUCAGCAAGAUGUUCUCCGGACAAGAGUGAAGACCACAGGCAUUGUGGAAACGCAUUUCACCUUCAAAGAUCUAUAUUUCAAAAUGUUUGAUGUAGGUGGCCAAAGAUCAGAACGAAAAAAGUGGAUUCACUGUUUUGAGGGAGUGACUGCAAUUAUCUUCUGUGUGGCCCUCAGUGAUUAUGACCUUGUUCUGGCUGAGGAUGAAGAGAUGAACCGAAUGCAUGAAAGCAUGAAACUGUUUGACAGCAUUUGUAACAACAAAUGGUUUACAGACACUUCAAUCAUUCUCUUUCUUAACAAGAAAGAUCUUUUUGAGGAAAAAAUAAAGAGGAGUCCUUUAACUAUCUGUUACCCAGAAUACACAGGUUCCAAUACAUAUGAAGAAGCAGCUGCUUACAUUCAGUGCCAGUUUGAAGACUUGAACAGAAGAAAAGAUACCAAGGAGAUCUACACUCACUUUACCUGUGCCACAGACACAAAAAAUGUGCAGUUUGUUUUUGAUGCUGUCACAGAUGUCAUCAUUAAAAACAACUUGAAGGAAUGUGGGCUUUACUGAAGAGAGUGAGUGUUAGUAAAAGUUACUGUGGUGUGGAGUCUUGAGACCAGAUGUGUUUGGCUGUCUCACAGGCAGUGCAAGCAUGAAGGGACCAGAGAUGGCAGCAGCAUGCAGAAUCUUAAGCAUUCUUUAGCACAAUCUUCUGUAUUAGGGAACUUAUAAUUGGCCUGACGUGCUCAAGUCAGACGUUGGAAUUGGAACAACUGUAAAGUAUAAUUUGAUCAAGACAUCACUUGGAUUUUUAUAAUCUCAAAUGUUUAGGGCAGAUGUGGAGUUUGAGGUGCUGCAUUCCAGAACUUCAGUAUGUAGCUUAUUUGUUUUUCCUUCUUAACCAACCACCAGUAGUUAAUUUUUAAAGUUUUUUUCAAUAAGAGAAAAAUAACUUUACUAAAUUUUAUUUCUUUGUUUGCAAAAGAAUCUUUAUUAAAACACAAACUAUGCACAUGAUGUGACGAGAUCAUCUUGAAAAUAUUCCUCUUAGUAGGAAUUCUUUGUUUUUAACUCUUGGUAUGGUCUGCUUAUAAUAUUUCUGUAAUUACUUAAAAUUCUUUCCAGUUAUUGGGGCUAUAAAUACAGUGUUUUUGGAUGAAAUUUUUGUUACUAUCCUGCUCAGAAUACCAUUAACAUUUCUAAAUGGUAUUUACAUUGAAGAGCUAUACAGCAAGAUUGUAGCUCUUUUUUUUUUUUUUUUUUUUUAAGCUUAUGGUGAAGGUUAACUUUGUUUAUGCUGAUUACCAAAUUACUAGAUAAAUGCUCAUGUAGUAUGAUAAGGUCAGCUUCUUGGAUACAGACACACCCAGCUAGCUGCCAAUUAGAAAUGGAAAUUGCUAAGUUCCAAACAAAACCAGUGACUUUGCUGCUACAUAUCUACUUAAUUGACCACUCUGAUUCUUGCUCGUUGUCUCAGUCAUAGGGAGUUUUGUACAAGGUACCCUUCAUUUUCCAUCUUCAUGGUCUUUUCUGUUUGUAGACAUCUAAAUAUUAGGAAUGCAUGCUUUUACUUUGUAAAUGUGGUGCCAAAUCCCUGUUUGCCAUUGUUUUUACUGUAGCAAUGUUAACUGUAGGAAUCUUUACCCAGUGCGUUCUUUUGCCGAAACUGUUGCUUUUUGGACUUUUUUCCACUUUGUCAUGUGUACAGAUUUCAAUUUGUUAUAGUUGGCAGCAGUAUUAAAAUGGUGAGUAAAGAGUC